AUGCCGCCCCGUCCGCCGCCUCCCGUCUGCGGAGCGCAGCCCGGCGGCUCCGUGACCUGCUCAAACCCCCAGCGACGUGUCUACCAGAAGCACGACAGUGAACGGAGCCUCUCCUGCGUUUGGGAUGGACAAGUUGACCUGAGGUAUUCCAGGAUGCCGGAAGGGACACCAGAGAUCGAGAGAGGAGAACCAGAUCCCCAACUUUCUCCUCCCCCUCCCUCCCCUCCUCCUCAUUGUCAGUGGUACCAAGGCACCUCCUUGGUCAUGCAAACCAAUGAGUGGUCAGGUCAGCUUGUGUUGAGCAAAGGCCCGGAUGGAGAAAAGUCCUACUCACCCCGGGCCCUGACUCGAAUUGUGAUGCAGUGUGUGUCAGCCCUGUGCGGUCAGCCUCCCUGCGCUCACCACAACUUCAGCAUUGAAAUUUCCAGGCAGGAUGUCCACCUCUUCCUCCUGUCGCCACAGAGCCUUCCUGUUUGGGAAUGGCAGCCCGUGACCUUCGGCUGGUGUGCACGCCUUAAAAGUUCCCUCUGGAGCUACCGCUUGAAGAGUGAAGGGGGGAGUCCUGCAGAGCGCCUCAUUCCCAGCAAUCAACACAGUGAACCCUUUGCCUCCACUCAAGGCCUCCGCGCACCGUUGCUCCAUGUCUGUGAAGACUACUAUCACUACCACGUCACCGUGCGUUACCCCCAGCGUGGAUUCUAUACAGUUUUGCUGCACCUAGAGGACGGGCCUCCGCUCAGCCUCAGCCUGAGCAUCCACGUGCAGCCUGCUCUCCUCCAUGUCUUCAGUGCUGCUUCUGGCCUGCUUAGCCGAACCCAGAGGCCUCUCGCCCUCUCGUGGAGCCUCCAGCCUCUGAGCUCCAGUAUAGCAGCCUACACACUGGAGGACCUGCAGGGACUGGAGGAAUGGUCUCUCUCCCACAGAUACAAUCCUUUUGCUCUACAAAGCAAUUUCUGUGCUCCGUCCACCUCUCAAGCUUCUGGGAAGAAGGUGAUCUCCAGAAUCUACUUCCGCACCAAUAAAACAUUCUCUGAGAAGCUGAGAGGACACUUCAAUUUCUCCAAUGACACUCUAAUUUUCCAAGGAAGCGGUGCCGCCCCGAUUUCCAUCAGGCUGAACCCACAGAAAAUCAAAGUAGGGACGUACAUUUUUAGCCAGGAGCAUGGGCUCUCGUAUUCCACCCAAGAAGGCAGUGGGCCCUCCAGUCUCCACCACCUCUUUUUCCAACAAGUGACCCUUUCUACCCUGAUUGCUAUUGAAUUUGUGAAGACACAAGGGUUCCAGUUCAGCGUGCACUUGUACCUGAACCGAAAGGAGAGUCUCUUCAAAUCCUUAGGUGAGAAAGAAAUUGAAGUUCACGUUUUUAACGGACAUUCUCCCGAUAAAAACUUUGCCUAUGUUGUGUGGUUCAUUCCUGUGCCACACCCCCACUUGCAGUGUGACUGGGCUUUCCACCUGCAGCUUUUUCAUUCCAGAAGGGAACACCUUCUUUGGAAUAAAACGUACACAUACAGGGACCGUGUUAAAGAUGUCGCUCGUUUUCUUCCUCAUUCUGUCUUCUCUUUCAGACCCACGCAGUACGCAGGCUUCGUAGCAGAAGUGAAUUGCAGGCAAAAUGGACUUGUACGGGCUGUUUUAAAAGCCACUCUGGGGACUUAUGCUUUGAGGGUGUUGGAGCCAGCUGUGCCCUGCCAAAAAAGCUACUGCCGUAAACUGACCAUUGUAAUCCAUAAACCCAGCCCUUUGGAUCCUGUGUUGCGUUACAGGAGAGAGAAAGCCAUCACUUUGCAAGCAACAGCCGAAGUGAAAUGUAGGACCCGUCCAGAUCCAGAUUUCCUUUGGAAAAUAUACAAGCUCAGCACUGCAUGGUCCACUCCAGAUUGGCCAAACCCUCUCGCACUCCCUGAAGGGAUUAAUACAAGCGGUGUGGUGUUGCACAUACCCGGAAAUGCCCUGUUGUAUGGCUUCUAUCGUGUCAAUUUGACCAUGAGCGUGUAUCUACCUGAAGAAAAUAUAACAUUCAUUCAGUCUGAUUCGGUUUUCCUCCAGAUUCUAGAAAGUGGGUUAAGGGCAGUCAUAGCUGGAGGCCUGUCCCGGAUCGUUGGCAUUUCUGAUCAGUGGUCCUUGGAUGGGUCCAUAUCCUCAGAUCCUGAUUCGACUGAGCCUCUGGAAGGAAUUCUGUUUCACUGGUUCUGCAGCAAACGGGAAUUAGACUAUUCUGCUAUGAAGUUAAGUCCAGGUCAGAAAUGCCACUCUAGGCAACGUGAUCUGUCCUGGACCCGCUCAAAAGAGCCGGUGCAGGUCGUGGAAGUGAAGACCCUCCAGGAAAACACAACAUAUUAUUUUAAGCUGGUCACCACCAAGCAAAACCAAUCUGCACACGCGUUUCAAGCAGUUCACGUCCUCGCUGGUUCUGGGCCUGUCCUGCGCAUCGCCUGUCUGGAAAACUGCGAGAAAGCCAUCAAAGCCACGGAAAGAUUGAUUCUGUAUGGAAAGUGUCUGAACUGUGAAAAGGCCCGCUUGGUUUACUUUUGGAGCCUCCUUUCAGCAGAUUCCAAGGAAAUAUAUUUUGACUGGGCUUCUAAAACAACCACUGGGAGAACAAGUCCAUAUUUGCAUAUAAAUUCUUUGGCCUUUGGAUCCAUGGCUGGCCAGUUGUACAUCCUUAAACUGAAAGUGGGUGUGCAAGGAGUCCAGCUGGCUGUGUGUGGCUAUUCCUUCUAUGUCCACGUCCCCCCUCAGAUUGGAAAAUGUUUUAUCGAACCAAGGGAAGGCAUUGCGCUGAUGACCAAAUUCAGUCUCCAGUGCUCUGGAUUUGAUGACAAGAAGGGACCUCUCCUUUACAGAGUCAUCGCCCGUCCUGAUCUAACCCAAAUAGCUAACGUAUCAUCUUUGCAAAACAAUACAUUUGGAACCAUAGUUUAUCUUGGGCAUCAGCAGAACACCCCGCCCUCGUUUCUUCCCAGCGGUAUACCGUCUGAAAAAUAUGCUCUGGAUAUACUUGUUCAAGUUUACGACACCAAUGAUGCCUUUUCUCAGGUCAGCUUGCAGGCAACGGUAUACGAAGCAAGGACCAGUCAGCCAACGGAUGUGGUUCUCAAUGAACUGUAUCGCCUCAUCAGACAGCCCAAUAGCUCUCUCUCUGCCUUCCUUGACACCGAAGAUUACUUUCACACGGGCUUCCUUAUCUAUAUGGUGGCUUCUGAAUUAAAUAGCAUUGAGCCGUUGCCUGGUUUUUACCAUUCUAAAACUGAACUACGAGAAAUGCUACUAAACGAAUCUUCGCGGAUUCCCAUGACCGAGACAGGGAUACUAAACCAAAUAAUCUCCAGCAUUUGUCAAAUAACGCAGAAUGCAAAUGAAGUCCAUAGGAAAUCCCAGCGGUCCGCGGUCCGAAUCCUCCAAAAGACCAUCGAAGCUCUGAAAAGGCACAGGGACACCGAUCUCGGCUCUAAAGAAGCCGAGGUCCUUGCCGGUGGCAUUUUUACCGGGCUGUCCAAUGUGUUAAGAGCUUCCCUCUUAAACCCCGGGAAUGGGUCUGUGAACACCAUCAAGGAAAUAAUCUCCGUGUCAGAAUUAUUGGCAGAUAUAGUUUUACAAGGCAAAGUCCCUGGAGAAGAUCACGUUAAUAUGGAAGCCAAAGGCUGGUCCAUCCAUUUGUGGAAAGAUGAAAAGUGGGACGUUUCUGGGACUCUCACUGGGAGAAGAUCUUGUAAGAAUUGUUCUUAUCCUAAAGUGAAGUUGGAAAGCCAGGCGGAGUUACCAGAAGAUACUCCGAUUUCCAUGGUUCAUUAUGUAUUUGAGGAGAAUCCUUUCCCUUGGCUGAUGAAGGCAGUAGACAACCGCACAGUCGUGAUGGGGUUCAAAGUGGCUGGUGCCAAAGCAAACGGGGACAUCGUUGGGGUCAUCCCUAAAGUGGCCGAAGUGAUCAUGGAUAGAAUGGAUAAGGAUCCUGUCGCAUUUAAUCUGACGAUAGGGCUGGAUAAAAAGCGUGUUGUAACAGCUGGUGGGUUUAGCAUAGAAGUGCAUAGAAACUCUCCAGACAUUUAUGUCCAGAUUUUGUGCCAUAGGAACAUUACUUUCAAUGUCUCCAUUUACUUGGGACUCAAUUUUAGCUACCCCCCGGUUGUGUCUUACACUGCUUUCUCUGACAAGCCUCCUACCCCGCAGAAAAGGGGGACUAAUAGCGAAUGUGCAAUUAAGGCUCCAUAUGUCAUUUGCCUUCCACGAGCCUUGCUGUGGUCUCAGGUCCUAGCCAGAGCUGCAAGUAAGUGGAACGUUUCCGUGGUCCUAAGAGCUCCACCCUUGGUGAGAAGGCAGACCACCAAGGUAGUUCGCCUUGUGGUUUUUACUGCAAGCUGCCGAGAUCUGGGUCACCUUCCAAACUUUGAACCCUCCGGAGAGACCUGCCAGCUUGGCCCUCGGACCAGAUUGUCCAAACUCCACUGUGUCUGUGGAGCAAACCCCAAGAAGGCUCAGCGCCAGUUAUCAAAGCCGCCUAAACCUGAAGUCAGAUUUGUGGGUGGCACCUUUGUUAUUUAUCCCAAUCCUUUGGACAUCAAGAAAGUACUCUUAGCAGAUUUUGACACAAAUCCAGUGACGGUUUUGACUGUUUUUUUCAUUUUUGCCGGCUACAUCUUCUGUUCAUCCUGGGCCAUAAUUAGAGAUAAAGAUGACAUGAGGAGAAAGAACAAAAUCUUUGUCUUGCCAGAUAAUGACCCUUAUCACAGGAUGCACUAUCUGGUCACCAUCUAUACCGGAAGUCGCUUGGGAUCCGGAACCACGGCGGAUGUUUUUCUUGAACUGGUUGGGAAGGAUGGCUACAGCGACAUCCAUCGUAUGAAGCACCCCAAAUUCCCAACCCAGUAUCGUGCAGCUGUUGAUACUUUUCUUUUAAGUACAAGGUAUGACAUAGGGGAUAUUUAUUGCCUUCACAUCUGGCACAAUAACGUUGGUUCUUCCCCAAACUGGUACUUAAGCAGAGUCAAGGUAUUUAACGUGGACACUCAAAAAUCGUGGCUGUUCAUAUGUAGGCAGUGGCUAGGCCUCGGCAAGGCGGAUGGCAAAAUAGAGAGAUACAUUUUUUCUUCAAAUCUGAAAUCAAGGUUAGAGAAAAUGGAUUUCUUUUUGAUAAGCCUGGCUAGAGACUUAGAAGAUAAUCAUCUCUGGCUUUCCAUAUUUUCUCAAGUGGUCACUGGUAGUUUCAACAGGGUGCAAAGAGUGUCUUGUUGCCUGGCUAUCAUGCUUUCAACUUUGCUCCUGAACAUCAUGUUCUUCAGUGGUCAGGAAGAAGAAGGAGUCAUCUCACUAAAAUUCCGGAUUAUAAGGUCCAUGUAUAUCGGGUUCUUCAGUGCUCUGUGUUGUGUUCCUUUACAGGUGACCAUGACUGUCUUGUUUAGAUACUCCCAGGACAAGCCUUCCGACGACAAGGAUGAUAUGGUGCCUGACUACAGUCCCUCAUCCUCAGAAACAAGUGAGGAAGGCGAUGAGAGCUCCUCCUCGUCUACUACUGAUGAAGAGGAUGAGACCAAAGUAGGGGGAAGCUCAGCUAAUGUCCCAGAAAAGGAGCCCCUUAAAAUUAGUACCAAAAAAAGGUUGAUUACGCUGAUCAAGGUGUUCACUCGAAAGCCACAGUUUGCUUGGUGGUGGAGAUACGUCGCCUGGGUCAUUGUUUUUUUCAUGUCUUUCGUCUCCGCCGUGUUCAUCAUCUUGUAUGGCCUCACCUACGGCUACAGCGCCUCCACAGAAUGGUUCAUAGCGUCCAUGACGUCAUUUUUUGAGAGCGUCUUUCUGCUGCAAACCCUAAAGAUGGUCCUCAUCUCCGGGGUGAGCACCAUUAGCCUGAAGUACUGCAAGAACAUCUCCUGGAUAUCGUCAGAGCAAUACCAGAAGAUGAAGCUGCUCAGAGUGAACAUCGAUCCCAGGGACGUCCGAAAGAUCCACCACGAACUGACGAGGAUUAGGCAGAGCAGGGAAUAUGAGCCUUUGGAGGAGGACGAAGUCGUCAUCUUAAGGAAAAAAGUACGAGCACAACACCUAGCAUUUGUUUUCAUAAAGGACAUCAUUUGUCAUCUCAUCUUUGCCUCUUGUGUUUUAACUGUGGCUUACUCUACUGUGCCCACCGUUUCAUUUUAUCACAAUAAAGUGAUCCAUGAUAAAUUUUCCCUUGGUCUGUCCAAAGUAACAAAGCUCGAGGACAUUUACGUUUGGAUGAGUGACACUUUUGUACCAUUGAUACACAAUGUCUAUCAGCCCACCUACCUUUCAGACUCCUGGUCCAAAAUCCUUGGUUUGCCCAGAAUGAGGCAGGUGAGAGGACUGCAUCUUGAAAUGCCAUGUUUUCCUCCAGGCCACUUUGCAAACAAUUACCUGAUUGGCCAAAAACCCUGUCACUAUGAUUUUGCUGAUGACCCAGAAGAUCAAAAGCACUACCUUGGGUCAUGGGCCAACCCAAUCAAGAAGUCCGUCUCCAGUCACAUUGCCAAUUUUCAAGGGUUCACGUAUCAGUCAGAUAUUGACCAAUGGGAGUAUAAAUCUUAUGGCAUGGUUAAUUCAUAUGGCCCAGGAGGAUAUUCAUUUUAUUUUUUUCCAGGAGAACAACGACCGAAUACAACAAUAAGAUUGGAAGAUCUGCAAAGCAACACGUGGCUUGAUAAACGGACCCGGGCUCUAAUUUUUGAGCUGACAACCUUUACUCCAGAUGUGGAGCUGUACUGCAGUGUCACCGUCAUUUUUGAGUCUACCAACGUGGGCAUUAUUAGUUCAACUUUGUCAGUUCAUUCGUAUAAGCUCUCUAAAUUCCAGUAUGAAACCACAUCUCGGAUGGUGGUUUAUGGAAUCAUGAUCUACAUUCUUGUGUUCUACUUAGCGGAUGAAUUUCAUAUGUUACGUCAGGAAAGGAUAGGUUAUCUCCAAACAGCGACAAAUUUAAAUAAUUUUGCCAUAAAGACUAUCUGUAUGUUUUUUAUAUUACUCAUUGCCCUGAAAUUCAAGAUGGCAUUUACCUUGCUGGAGUUUUAUCUGCUUAAUCCAGAAGAAUUUGUCCCCUUCCAGGUUGUAUCUCAAAUUGACCAACUCUACAGGAUGGUGGCAGGCAUUUUAGGUUUCCUCCUGGUGCUGAAACCCUACCGAUAUUUCAGGUUCUUGUACAAAGUGCGUCUUGCAGAACAAACCAUGUCAGCAGUUUUCCCCGUGUUCCUUCAUUUGACAGGCCUCGCCAUUCUGCUCUUUUUCACCUUCGUGUCCUUUGGCUAUCUCAUAUUUGGUCAGUAUGAGUGGACGUUCUGUACUUGGCUUUACUCUCUGCAGACCGUCGUUUCCUACUGCUUUUCAGGAUUCAGGCAGAUGGAUGUUGCAUCGAGAUGGUGGCUUACAAUAUUUUUCCGAGCUUCAUUUCUAUUUGCAAUGAUGUUCAUCUUCGUCAAUUUAUGGAGAAGUCUGUUAAUAUCAACUUACUCAUCCAUGAAACAGACCGUCUACGAGCAACAUUCGGAUGAGGCGGAAGCCAUAAACUUUUUGUAUUUGAAGUUGAGAAGCGUAUGGCGUAAUUUAACCCGCCAGCCGGACACUGGAGAGGAUCAAGCCAAUGUUACCAUCUUCGGGAAAUCGGUAGUUAAGGGUGCUCAACAGCCGGGGCUGAAAUACAGUAAAAUAGAAGGCAAGAAAAUGGUUUUUCUUACCGUUUGA
Molecule: messenger RNA, 7686 nt
Organism: Protobothrops mucrosquamatus (brown spotted pit viper)
Lineage: Eukaryota; Metazoa; Chordata; Lepidosauria; Squamata; Viperidae
Product: polycystic kidney disease and receptor for egg jelly-related protein-like
Exons: 2
Coding region: 1-7686 (2561 amino acids)
Biological process (GO): detection of mechanical stimulus
Cellular component (GO): membrane
Molecular function (GO): protein binding; calcium channel activity; calcium ion binding
Source: RefSeq, a predicted model, not a curated record